UGAAACUAAAUAAAAUGGAUUACUUCAAAAUUUAAAAACUUUAAUAAAACAAAAAAAUAGGAAAAUAAUUAAAAAUGGCAGACAAAAAGCCUCCAGCUCCUAAGACUUUGCCAGGAUGGACGAACUUCGUUAUAGGUGGACUGAGUGGAAUGUUCGCAAUAUGUGUCGUACAACCGAUGGAUCUAAUCAAAACCAGGAUGCAGCUGGCAGGACCCAAAGGUUCCAUUGGGGAAGUUGUAGGCGGUAUCAUGAAAAGUGAUGGUAUCUUUGGCUUCUACAAUGGCCUCAGUGCGGCGCUGUUCCGUCAAGCCACUUAUACAACCGGCCGGCUUGGAUGUUUCAAUGCAGUGUUUGAUUAUUAUCAAUCAAACUUUGGCACACCAAAUCUCGCGGCUAAAAUUGGUUUAGGAAGCUUCGCGGGUGGGGUGGGCGCGCUGAUUGGAAAUCCAGCAGAAAUUGCUCUCAUCAGAAUGACGGCUGAUGGAAGACUGCCGCCUGAUAAACGAAGGAAUUAUAAACAUGUCAUAGAUGCUUUGGCCAGGAUAUGUCGCGAAGAAGGCACCAGUGCUCUCAUGCGUGGAAUGACCGCGACUGUCACCAGAGCCAUGGUGGUCAAUGGGGCACAACUAUCUACUUACCAGCAGUCACGUGAAAUAUUGCUAGCAAGAGGCAUGGCUGACGGGAUCCUCCUGCAUGCUACAUGCGCCAUGAUCGCUGGUCUCGUAACAUCCGCAGCCUCACUUCCCGUAGAUAUUGUCAAAACGAGAGUCCAAAAUUCAAGUAAAGGCGCCGGACAAGUAACUGUUUUAAUGAAUAUAAUAAAAAACGAAGGGAUCUUGGCGCUGUGGAGCGGAUUUCUGCCGACCUACGCGAAAAUAGGCCCUCAUACAAUAUUUACAUUUAUUUUUUUAGAACAAAUGAAAGCUCUCUACUUCAAAUAUGCUUAAUUAAAUAUUGGGUACUGGCUCUUUCAUCCAGCGGUCUCAGGGUAACUCAGAAACGAGGACGGAACCAUGAUUUCCAUAUGUCAAAAGCAAAUCCAAUAGGUACUUUUUUUGACAUAGGAGUUAGACGUAACAUUAUCACGUUUCUGAAUCUUACCCUUAGCGUCUCGAACUUAAGUGAAUCUUAAAAAUAUCUUUAAAGUCGGGUACAUACGGGGACAAUAUUAACCUCACUUAAUUGUAAUAUAUUCGUAAAAUCUAAAACAGUUAUUUAAAUGUAAGUCAAAUGUGUUGACAUUGAGAAAACAAAUGAGUGCUUCAGUUAAGAUCUUAAUACUUACACGUAUUUUAAUAUUUACUCCGUUUUAUUGUUUUAACUAAGAUGCUCUUUUGUUUCUCUGAAAUUAAGUUAAUGCUGUAUUGAAAACAGCUUCUUAGAAGCAAUUAAUAAGACUGAGUUAGAUUUAAUCUUGUGACGGCGCUAAUAUUGGUCGAGGUUAGUUUGAAUGUAUCGUGCGGCAUCAUUUUUUUAAUUACAUGGAAUGCAGAAGUGUUUUCCGGCGGAAAUUCGUUCUUGGUUAACAU
Pieris rapae (cabbage white) is the source of this 1529-nucleotide messenger RNA. Its product is annotated as mitochondrial 2-oxoglutarate/malate carrier protein-like. Gene Ontology annotation, biological process: oxaloacetate transport; phosphate ion transmembrane transport; succinate transmembrane transport. NCBI's taxonomy places the organism in Eukaryota, Metazoa, Arthropoda, Insecta, Lepidoptera, Pieridae. The transcript has 6 exons. The record is from RefSeq and is a predicted model, not a curated record. Gene Ontology annotation, molecular function: sulfate transmembrane transporter activity; succinate transmembrane transporter activity; oxaloacetate transmembrane transporter activity. The coding region runs from base 75 to 947 and encodes 290 amino acids.